Molecule: messenger RNA, 3804 nt
Organism: Acaulospora colombiana
Lineage: Eukaryota; Fungi; Glomeromycota; Glomeromycetes; Diversisporales; Acaulosporaceae
Source: the annotation of a GenBank genome assembly
AUGGUCUCCACCACACUCGCCGCGCAUGGACAGACACUCACCAAGACGGAAUUUGCUGACAGACAAAAUGUCCGGAAUGCUCAGAAUGAAUAUGCACAGGCAGCCUCGACUCAACCAGACAAGCUGGCUAUUUCUCAUCUUUCCAUGCACAUUAUUCAUCGAUAUUCAUCGUUUGUCGACGCGUCUGUUCGCAAUCUCCGACCACCCACACUCUGCGCACCUGUCAAGGCUAUUGGUCAAAUGACCGAGCUCUUUCGUCGCUCCAUGCGCGGUUUACCAAUAAGCGCAGAUGGUCUCACCGACGCCCAGGCCGCUCCAGCCAUGGAGGGAAAGAAGGAUAAGGAAGCCUUUAUACUCCGAAUUGUCGAAGGAAUCGAGGAUCAGGCAAAUGCUCUUCCCUCUUUGGUCGACGCGUUUCUCCACGCCAACAACUCGACGGGCAUUGACGACCGCGAGCUCCAGCAACGCGUGGAAAACGACGUGAUUGGGCUCUUUUAUCAUGCCCUCCCUCACCCACCCGUCAACUUUUUGCCCUCCAUGCUCCAAGAUACCAAGAUCCCAACUGUUAUCAACGGUGCCGCCGUUCGACCAGGCCAAGAGAGCGUCGGCCGUGCGUGCGUCCCUCCCAAUCACGGCCCAGCCGCUCCUGGAGCUGCUCCAACCACCACCACCACCGGUGGCAACCCACAGCUAGCUACACCCACUCCAUCUGGAUUCGCUACUAUUCCUAAUGGUAAUGCGCAGUGGCCUGGAGCUGGACCUAGUGGUGCACACCGACCAGAUCCUACGACGACGGACCCAUCCGCAACAAAGAAUGCAGGAGGCUCCAAUUUCGCGAGUGAAGCUGCGGCAGAGGCCGCUCGGAAAGCCUACUCGAGUCAGUUCCGUACUCCCUCGGGUGCGCAAAACAAUCCGCACCUUCCACUCCUUGGAGCUGCGGGUACGGCUUAUGCACGUGCUGUUCCUUCUCUCCACCCCAUCCCGCGUUCUACUCUGCCCGACCCAGAUAUGGUGUUCGACUUGCUCAUGAAGCGCACGGCUCCACCUUCGACGAAUGGUGCUCCAUCUAUCGAUGACGACUCGUUCUUUGCCGUCGCUGCUGACCAAGUCAAGACUCCCCCCAGCUUUAGGGGACAGGGACACGGCCAGCCUCACCCGAGUGGAUUGAGCUCGCUCAUGUUUGGCUUUGCCGAUUUGAUUAUCCAUUCGUUGUUUAGGACGAGCUCGAGGGAUCCCAGUGUCAAUCUGACGAGCAGUUAUCUCGAUUUGAGCCCGUUGUACGGUGUCGAUGAGACCGAAAUGAACACGGUCAGGAGGUUUGACGGUACUGGUCGACUGUGGGAGGACGUUUGGGCCGACCCAAGAUUGACAAUGAUGCCACCGCACGUCUGCGCUCUCCUCGUCUAUGUCUCUCAAAAACUGCUCGACAUCAAUGAAGCAGGCUGGUACAAGCGCCCUGCCUUCCCUCCGCCUAAAGCCAACAGUAUUGGUGUCAAACAACUCUUCGCCAAAGAAUUUGCAGCUGGCGGUGAAGAUAUGGAAAUAAUCAAGAAGCAAGAUGACGAUAUCUUUAAUAGGGCACGGUUGAUCAAUUGUGCCUAUUUCAUGAACGCAAUCCUCGGCGACUAUUUGUCUGGAAUUCUUGGAACUUUCCGCGAGGCUAGCGAGUGGUGCUUGAACCCACUCGAAGAGAUCCGCCAAGGUGGCCGCACAGUCGUCAACAGGGCCGAAGGAAACCAAUGGCACGCGACUAUGCCUCCCGUCGACGAACAAUGGCUCGAGGAUGCCUUCAAGAGUGUAUUACCAGAGACCCAUGAUAUCCACAAGAUGGCACCUGGACACGUUGAUUUGAGCGCAGCAGACUUGAAAAUGGCCGCAAUGCAGUUUGCCAUGCGCCAAGGAAGUAUUCCCAACAAGUGGACUUUUGGCGGAUUGCACCGAAAUGCGGAUGGUGGUUUCGAUGACUAUGCGGUCGCCAAAAUCCUCCACAAGGCUACCGAGACGAGCGCUUGCGCAUAUGGUGCCAGGUCUAUUCCUUCGGUCAUGAAGGCCGUCGAAGUCAUGGGUAUCAAACAAGCCCGCAAGUGGGGCGUUUGCACUAUGAACGAGUUCCGCCAAUUUGUUGGUCUCAAAAAGUACGAGAGCUUUGAAGAGUGGAAUCCCACUGGUGAUAUCGCGGUCGGCCUCAUGUGCGAAGAGUCUAAGCAGCCAACAGAGGGCGCAGGUCUCUGCCCAGGAUACACCAUCUCCCGUGCCAUUCUCGCUGAUGCAACUGCGCGAGGGACGUCAAGAACGGCUCAAUGGGCGGAAUGUUCUCCAAACUCCUCUUCCGUACCCUUCCAGACUACUAUCCUGCGGGAUCCGUAUACGCCCAGGGAGAUGGAGCGAUGGCUCACCAAGAUGGACCUCAAACAAAACUAUAAGUUUGCCAAACUUCCCAGCGAUCCAAUCCGACCCGUCCAAGCCAUUGACACCGCUAAAGGCGUUGCCUUUGUCCUGAAUGACCUUAAGACGUUCUCCACCGUCUACUCCGAUGGCAUGAAAGCCCUCACAAAGGGCUACGGUUUCUUCUUGGCGUUCGAUGAUGAGCCCAGACAUGGAAACCUUAGGUCGAUGAUGAGGCGAGCACUCUACCGGGAUGGUGCCCUACCCAAAUACGCCGAGUUCUAUGGAGAGCACACCCGAGAACUGAUCAAGUUACGAUCCUUCCAGUCGGGACCUGGAAAGCGCGCCGUCAACAUUGUUCGCGAUGUUAUCAAUAUCGUGCCAGUGCAUUGGGUCUGCGAAGAAAUUGCUGGCCUUCCCUUGAAGUCAGAAAAAGCUCCUGGGGGUAUUUUCACUGAGCAGGAGGUAUACAAUAUGAUUGCCUGCAUCUUCACCUUCAUAUUCCUCAACCAUGCACCUGAAAACGACUGGCCUUUGCGCACAAACUCUCUUUCUUUCGCCGAUAAAUUCCUCAAGUUCAUCAAGGCACGUUUGGCAAAGGUUUCUGGAGGCGGCUUUUCGCUCUCCGUGGAUGGGAUAAGGGACAGUAUUAUCCAUUAUAUCACACAUGAAGUCGACCACAGCGACGCCUUCUACCGUGCAUUGUUGGACAACAACACUUCGAAAUUGGAUUUGGAUCAAUUGUCCUACAAUGUGCUGGGACUUAUAUGCGCUAGUGUCGCAAACUUUGCACACGACUUCUAUUUGGACGAGAAGCGCACAACUGAGCGUGAACAUAUCAUAUCAUUGGCUAUGGAUCGUACUCCUAGAGCCGAACUACUUUUGAUGGGCUAUACUCGUGAAGCCCUGCGGAUCAAUCCCCAGGCUCCAGGUUUGUUUAGAAGGGCUACACAAGCUGCAGAAAUCCCGGGUCCAGAAUCAAUUACUGGCAAACCCGAGACUAUCUCCGUAUUACCUGGAGAUAGGAUCUUCGUCAGUCUGAAAAACGCCAGUAUGGAUGUGAGUUCUUUUGUAAUGAGCUUUGGUCUCAGUGUCUCAUCGCAGCUUUUCCAGAGUGCCUCCUUUGUGAACCCUGAAAAGGUGGAUCCAGCACGGCCUAAAGAGCGCUACUCCAGCUUUGGACGAGGAGAACACCAGUGCUUGGGUGAACUCUUCACCGAGAGCAUGAUACCGGCUAUGCUCCGAGUGGUCUUCUCACUCAAGAAUGUCAAGCGUGCAGCGGAUCCUCUCGGGAAAUUGAGCAGGUAUGGCAUUGAUCAGGCACGCGUUGAAAGAGACCUUCUAAAACGCUUGCAGGGUCGAUCACAAUCUCUUUGGUACAGAGUCGCAGCUUUAUAUUUCCAACAAGGGUACAGUUAG